GGUUCACUAUUAGCGACCUUUAGGCACUGGCGUAAGGUCGAAUUACAUUAGUUGUAAAGUGAAGACGGGUCUUUUAUAGGACACAGCGCAUUAGCAGUUUACCUAUGUAUGACGCAAAGGGAAAUUCCUGUCUUCGGAAGACAAAUAAUUUUCAGCGAGACGUUCUAUUUAACGAGGAGCUACUUGAGAAGAAUGAACCAUCUUAUAUAGUUCCGUCGCUUCGUCACUGCUGCCGUCGACGGAUCACGGUAUCAGUGAUAACGUAUGCAUUUGUUCUUCUAUAUGUGUCUUCCCAUUGUGAGGCGGAGUACCUCUGUGGAUCUCGACUUGUUGAUGCCCUGCGUUUCAUCUGCGGCUCUCGAGGAAUUAACGGGCCUGGCCGCGGAAGCUAUAUGCAUGCACGAAGAGGCUCGCAUUUGAGAAAACGACCCGAAGCUGACAUUACAGUGUUAUGUUGUGAACGCGGCUGCACUAUGAAACAAAUGGAAAGGUUUUGUGGGGAACCUGGAAGAAGACAUCAGAGUCGCAGACGUGGAUACAGGAACCGUCACCGUAAUCCUUACUCUCGUUAUCCCAGACCUCCGCACCCGCCGACCUUUAAUGACCCCCCUGCAACUACCAGUACUGAGCUCAUCACUACGACCGCUAUGAGCACCACGAUGCGGCAAAAUGCUACAACCGCAGUUCGAUCUACGUUGUUAGACGACCUAAGGCAUAGGUAUCGGUCUAUUCUUGAGCGGGAAAGAGCACGUUCUCAGUCAGGAAAUGCAGCAGAUCGAAAGAGCAUUUUUCAUGAUAUUGUAAAAGUGGCAUCGGAGUUAUUUCGCGAAUCGAAUACAGACCCGGGCGGGAGCGGUUAUGAAUACGAAUAUCAUGACAGAAUACUCACAGCAUCUUUUCACGUGAAUGCCGAGUCCGAGGACCAUCACUGAGCGAAGUGGGCCUGCUAUGGGUUAUAUCCAAAUGGGUAACGGUCGCUGAGGGCGAAUUUCGAGAUGACAAAAGCAGGCCGCUACACUGCAUGUGGCACGUCAGGGCAUAAUAGACGUGAUAUCAAAUGCAAUAUAACCUUGCGUACCAGGUGUAGUGUGCGGAAAAGCAAAGGUAAAUAUUUAUUAACCGAACAUUGUUCUGUGAUGGUCGUUUAAACAAAGACCAAGCUUUUACUUGUAAAGAUUCAUGUUGUUUAUGAGAUUAUGCGUUCUGCGCUAUAUAGUUCAGAAUGAGCUAACGUAUUUAUUUCGUGGGUGUCUAAACGUUAUCUUACAAAAUCAUCCUCAAAUAAAACUCGUCAACGUGUACCAGAAUUUCCGAGGAGCUACUUUAUUUAUUUUGCCGUGC
Molecule: messenger RNA, 1341 nt
Organism: Ciona intestinalis (vase tunicate)
Lineage: Eukaryota; Metazoa; Chordata; Ascidiacea; Phlebobranchia; Cionidae
Source: RefSeq